AUGUCUAAAUCAUCUUCGUCCUCCUUCAUCAAGUCAGGACUGGACAACACGUGGCAUGAAAAGAUGUGCCGACGGUUGGCAUGGCUCCGUGAUCUCGGCGUCAUGGGCAGGGUCCAUCUGCAUACACUCCCUGACGGAUUGCUCGGAUUCCACGGAAUGCCACUAGAAAACUCGGCCGAUUGUCUGCCUUCAAACGCAGGCCCUGAGUUGGUCGCUCUGGCGCUGAGCGAUCCCAGAAACCAUCCUCUGAUGGGCGGAUACAUCACCCUCCUCAGAUGCAGAGACCCCCAUACACAUGUGGCCUGGGGAGAGGCCCUGGACCGGCUGGUAGCACUGUGUGCUUUCGGUACCGCAACGAGAGCCUCUGAUGUCACAUACGUCUUGUCAGAGGCCAAGGAAAGCUACCUCACUGAUCGCUAUCAGCUCGUCCAUUUUGUUCAUAUGGCGAAGGAGGACUACCGAUACGUUCUGAACCAGGAGGAGCCAGUGAGAGCGUGGCUGGCCCAAUGUAUGGCUCGCAUAUUUGGAGUGCAGGCCCCUUCACUGCCCGACAUGAAUUGGUGGCCACACGCGCGGGAGCACGUCGAAUUGGGAGAUGAUGAGGCAUUUUUUAGCUUGACUGACCUCGCCUGGAGACGAUUGCUUGAGGCUGUCUCGCAUUCUGAGAGCGGCCUUCAUGAAAAGGCGAAGAUGGGGGCCAAAAAGGCCAUACGCUUCGUUGACAAGUUCCUCCAGCAUGAGAAAAACAGACCGGUCUGGGAACUGAUGGCACCACUGGGAGCCAAGCUCGUCACCCACUCCAGGCCCUUACCACCAUGUCUGGCAUAUCCUCAACUCCCCCUCAGGGAACCCCCAGGCUUCGGCAAUUACCCUGCUGUGUCCCAAGCCUGGCUAAAGCGCAUGGUUACUAUCCUAGAGAUCCGAGGCCAGCUCUCACAUGUGGCCUGGAAAAGGGCCUUGGGCAAAUUGCGAGAGCUACUUCUCCUGCCCCAAGAUCCUUCUGCCUUUGUCCCCCUGCACAUUUUGAGCGUGGCCAAGAAGGCUUGCGAUGAGGAUUUCGAGCAUUUGGAAGAUUUCAUCCACGAAGCGGAGGCAAACCCGAUGCUCCUUGUGAACAGGCAGCGUCCAGUCAGUGCUUGGUCAGCCCAAUGCAUGGCGCGUAUGGUUGGUUUCGAAGCCAGCCACGAAGACGACAGCGAGUGGUGGAUGGCGAGUGGCAUCAAGUUUUUGGUUGAGGACCUCGACGAGGAUGUGUACAUUCGCAUUCAUUACGCCCGCCGUCGAUUCAUCCAAGCCCACGACCAUUGCUACGCUCUUGACAACAUUGAAAAGGGACGCGAAGUUGCUUGCAAGGGCCUUCAUCACAUGAAGGCCUUCGUCCAUCUACACCAGAAUGGGCGGGUGCUUGCUCAGGUCGGGAAGCACAUUGAAGAGCUUCAAAAGUUCAUUCGAGACAAGGGCCUUGGAGGGCGUUUGCCCUCAUUUUAUUAA
Fusarium falciforme is the source of this 1491-nucleotide messenger RNA. RefSeq lists its product as hypothetical. Lineage: Eukaryota; Fungi; Ascomycota; Sordariomycetes; Hypocreales; Nectriaceae. Bases 1 to 1491 code for a protein of 496 amino acids. The record is from RefSeq and is a predicted model, not a curated record. The transcript has 3 exons.